This is a messenger RNA of Homo sapiens (human), 15709 nucleotides long. It is a transcript of the gene CGNL1, whose product is annotated as cingulin like 1. The coding region runs from base 8571 to 12482 and encodes 1303 amino acids. Gene Ontology annotation, cellular component: apical junction complex; bicellular tight junction; actin cytoskeleton. The record is from RefSeq and is a predicted model, not a curated record. NCBI's taxonomy places the organism in Eukaryota, Metazoa, Chordata, Mammalia, Primates, Hominidae. The transcript has 21 exons.
UGCUGGGAUUACAGGCGUGAACCACCAUGCCCGGCUUAUUUGGUUUUUAUAGUAACGCUAUUGAUUCCAUUUUUACCAAGGAACUGAGAUACAGAGAGAUUUAGUAACUUGCCCAAGGUGACAUAACUAGUAAAUGGUGGGGGUAGGUUCAAAAUCAGGCAGUUUGCUAUUUCUUAUUUAAAGCCACAAUUCAUGAGAAUUGAGCCAUUCUCAAAUGUACAGGUUAUUCUUGUAAAUUGGAGACUAUUGUAUCAGUGUUACAAAUGACCUAUUGUAAUCUCCCAUCCAAGAACUAACCAUUUCUGACCCUGCUUAGUGUCAAUAGUCAGGUGCAUUCAGGGUGGUGUGGCUGGAGAUGAUCUUAUAUGAUCUGAGCCCCUUGCUUCAUGAACAAUAUUUUCAGUUACUUUACACAGUAAGCACGUACUUAAACAAUUAUUUGGCUGGGCGCAGUGGCUCAUGCCUGUAAUCCCAGUACUUUGGGAGGCUGAGAUGGGAGGCUCACUUGAGGUUAGGAGUUCGAGACCAGCCUGGCCAACAUGGUGAAACCCUGUCUCUACUAAAAAUACAAAAAUUAGCUGUGCAUGGUGGCAUACGCCUGUAGUCCCAGCUACCUGGGGGUUGAAGCAGGAAAACUGCUUGAACCUGGGAGGCGGAGGUUGCGGUGAGCUGAGAUCAUGCCACUGCACUCCAGCCUGGAUGACAGAGUGAGACUCCGUCUCAAAUAAACAAACAAACAAAAACCCCACCAAACCAAAAAACCCAAUUAUUUUAAUUAUAAAUCUGAACUGCAUUAAAAGAUAGUAAAUUUAGCUAGUCAACUUGAAUAACUUUUAACAGAGAGUUAGUUGUCUCUUCUGUUUCCUUAGGGAAGAAAGAUGAGUUCCUUCAGUUCCCAAAUGAGUCCUCAAUUCAACAUGAGUGAUUUCACCAGAAUAAAAUCUUCUUACUUCUGCAAAAAGCAGCUAAUGCUUUCGGAAGCUAAAUAAUCCCAAUGUGUGACUCCUGCCAGUUUCUUUUCUUUGAAACCUCAGCAGCAGCAUAACUAGUGAUUCACCCUUCUUGAAAUGAAUGCUGUGAUUCGCGUUAUGCACAGAUGGCUACUGAAUGCCCAGGUCACAGCCUUUGCGUCUGGCCUUGACUCGUUAAUAAGAACAGGAACUGGGCAUGGUGUAUUGCACAGUGAUUAAGGGCUUAAAGCUAAGAGCAGUGCCUGGCCCCAAGUAAGACAUGAGUAGAACUUUGCUGCUGCUAUUUUUGCUGUUGUAUAUUGGGCUCUACCUUGUGCUGGGCACUACGUUAAGCACGCUAUGUGCAUUGCCUAAUUGAAUUCUCAUCACAUUCCCAUGAAGUAGUUGAUGGUUUUGUUUUUAUCUUCAUUUUCAAAUGUAGAAACUGAAGCUUAAGGUUAUGACAUUUGCCCAAGACCAUGCAGCUGGUAAGUGGUUAGCGCCAUGGUACGAACCAAGUUAAAAAACAUUUUUUUUAAUUCAUAAAUUAUAAUGUACAGAAUCUUCUAGAAGCUUUCUUGUGCCUCCUCCUGAUUGUUAUUUUUCAACAAAGUUGCCUACUAUUCUAUCACCACAGAAAAGCUUUGACUGUUCUUGAACUUCAUAAAAACAGAAUCAUAUUCAUACAGUAUGUACUCUUUGUAUUUGGCUUUUUUUACUUAGUAUUAUGUUUGUGAAAUUCAUCCAUUGAUGUGAAAUACAUGGAUUUGCAUGUAGCGAUAAUUUGUUUUUCCUCAUUGCUAAAUAUAUUGCUACAUUUCUUAUUGUAUAGUUUAAUGUACAAAUAUGCCUCACUGUUGAUCUCUUCUACUGUUGAUGGACUUUGGUUGUUUUUAGUUCUUGGUUGUUAUUUAUUGUGCUACUUACUUUCUUUCUUUGUUUUUUUUUUUUUUUUUGGAAACAGUCUCCUCUGUUGCCCAGGCUGGAGUACAGUGAUGUGAUCUCAGCUCACUGCAACCUCCACCUCUGGGUUCAGGUGAUUCUUCUGCCUCAGCCUCCCAAGUAGCUGGGGCUACAGGUGCAUGCCACCAUGCCUGGCUAAUUUUUAAUUUUUAAAAGAGACAGGGUUUCGCCAUGUUGGCCAGGCUGGUCUUGAGCUCCUAACCUCAAGUGAUCUUCCUGCCUUGGCCUCCCAAAGUGCUGGGAUUAUAGGUGUGAGCCACCAUGCCUGGCCUAAUUGUGUUCAUUCUUGUACAUGAUUUGUAUACGUAUACGGCUCUUUGAGUACAUUUCUAGGUCAGCACUGCUGGGUCUUAAUAGGUGUGGAGCUGUAUUCUAUACUGUGAAACUGUUUUCUACACUCCCACCUAGCAGAGGGUUCAGUGGUUCUGUCCUAACACUGUAAUGACUAUCAUCAUUCUGGUGGGUGUGUAGUAGAAUCCAUAUCAAACUUGAUAUGGAUUUUGACUCCAUAGCCUAUGGACUUACCUGGUAAGAACAAUUUUAACAAUUAUAGCGCUCUUGCUAUACGGAAGGUGUUGUGCUGAUAUGUAAUAAUGAAUAUAACUUGAUUUCUGCCCUCUAGGAGUUUAUAGUCCAGUGGAAGAGAAAGACUCAGAAAUCACAUAAUCAUAGUCCAACACAGAAUCCAUGCAUAGGGCACUGUUGGAGCACUGGGAGAGUCUACUUCAAUCUGUGGGUUCAGGACGGGGUCGCUAAAGUCUUGCAGAAAGAAGUCAGUCUUCUGGGAUAUGGCUUCUUCGGGAAGGUGACAUUUAACCUGAGGCUGGGGGGGAUGAAAAUAGAGUCAUGUGAAGAGGAAUGGAUCAGAAGCCUGUGUAGCCACAGGGAGGAAGUGAACAGGUGAUGGUAGGCUGAGGUCAAAGAGCCCUGGAGUCCAUGGCAUUUGUAAACCAUUGCUGGCCUUGAAGUAGAGAGCCAAUGUUGCUAUGAAGCAGUCAAAACGGUUCUCCUUCAUCAGCCUGUGACCCACAGGGGACCCGCAGGCCUUUGUGGAGGCUGCCUCCAUUUGGCGGAGUGGUGGUGUUGGAGAAAAUGGCCUUACUGACUCCUGAACUAGGAAGCUCCUGAUCCUAACUCUCUUAGUAUCUCAUCUUGCGAAUUACUAAGACAGGGUCUUUAAGAUGUCUUAUUUAUUUUUUGAUGUACAUUUUGUAAAUUAAUUUUUAUAAUGCUUCAAAAGCUAAUUUUUAAAUUAUAAAAGUAAUAGAAUCACAUUACAGAAGCCAGAAAAUGGAGAAAAAACCCCCACUAUCAUUUUAUUAUAUAGUUUUUCCCAUCGUUUUAAUUGUAGGGUAUAGAUUAUUUUAUGUUAUCCCCGUGUCCUUUGACAUGUGACGAGCCUUUUUUCUUGAUUAUGUAGUCUUCAUUACUAUUUUAUUAUUGUAGAAUAUGAAGUGGAACACCUUGUACCACUUAAAUUUCCUCUUUUUUUUUUUUUGGAGAUGGAGUCUCUCUCUGUCGCCCAUGCUGGAGUGCAGUGGUGUGAUCUCAGCUCACUGCAAUCUCCACCUCCUGGGUUCAAGCCAUUCUCCUGUCUCAGCCUCCCGAGUAGCUGGGAUUAUAGGUGCGUGCCACCACACCAUGCUAAUUUUUGUAUUUUCAGUAGAGAUGGGGUUUCUUCAUGUUGGUCAGGCUGGUCUUGAACUCCUGACCUCGAGAUGCGCCUGCCUCAGCUUCCCAAAGUGCUGGGAUUACAGGCGUGAGCCACCAUACCCAGCACCAUUUAAAUUUCAAUCUUUCUUUCACUUUUAAUUGUAAUGAGAAAAAACCAAUAGAUGCUUAUUGUAAAGCAUUUGGAAAAUACAGAAAAGUAUAAGAUGAAAAUUAAAAACUUUUCAGUUCUACCAUGAAGAUAAACACAUGUUAAUAUUUGGGUAUAUUUCUUUUUUCCCCUCUGCUUUUAUUUACAUAUAUGUAUGCUUUUCUUUCCUUUUUUGUUUUUUUGAAUACAAAUUGGGGUUUUUUUUCCUGCAAGCAAGAUACUGUUAAUGGGGAUUUUGGAUGGCCAUAUAAUGAAAUAGGAAAACGAUUAAUGGAAGCCCAGGAGGAAAGACUUGGUGUUAUUAUAGGUUUGUAUCAUAUCACCAUUUUCCUGUUCUAUUUGGAGGAAGAGGGAAAGGGGAAAGGAAGCCAGCCCUUAUUGUGUGCCUGCCACGCACCUGGUCCUGCAGUGCUGGGAAGCACUGUGAGCUCUGACUCCCAGAAAAGUAGACGCUGGCACUGUGGGAAAGUGGGACCCUCAUGGCAGCGUGUUGUUUGAAAAACCAGUCUUUCAAACAUAAUAACUGAGCAUGUUGGAAAACCAGGCUGGCGUCAUGGUGUAAAUUGAGUUUACUCAAACCGGCAGGUUGUUGGGAAGGUACACAUACCUCUAUUGUUUUAACCCACUUGAAGAUUAAAAUGUGGGAAGAGCAUUUUGAAUAGAGAACACCGUACUUUAUCAUUUGGUGCAGAGGCCUUGUAUUUUUAACAAAAAUUGCCCCAAAGUUUCCUCCAAAUGCAUUAAAUCCAUGUUUUUGUUGUUUAACCAUGAAUAUUUUGAAAAAAUUUAUUAUUUUGAAAAUCCAGGCCCUUUAAAUUUUAUUUUUGCUCUCACAAAUCCUUCUUUCCUUUUGAGUUGGCACAUAAUUGUACAUACUUAUGAGAAAACAAAGUGAUAUUUUGAUACAUGUAUACAAUGUGUGAUGAACAUUAAUAGAGGAUUGGCUAAAUUAUGAUAUAUAUAAAGUGCUCAGAGAGGUGGAGGAGGUAAUAAGAUAGAAGGUGGACUUUUUAGGGAAGUCCUUUAGAGUAAUUAGUAUAUUCAUCACCUCAAACAUUUGUCAGUCCUUUGCAUUGUGAACAUUUGAAAUCCUAUCUUCUAGCUAUCUGAAAAUGUACAAUAAAUUAACUUAUUUCUCCUAUCUAGCUGUAACUUUGACCUGUUCACCAACUUCUUUCUAUCCUACCCUCUUCUCUACCUUUCCUAGCCUCUAAUAACCAUGAUUCCACUCUCUACUUCUUCAAUAUUUAAUUUAAUCCCCAAAUUCUAAUUGUAGUCCAUAUUUGAAUACUUCAUAUUAUUGGUCACAAUUUUGGGCUUUGUAUUAUUGGUCACAAUUUUGGUUGAUUAUUUUUUGAAAAGUAGAAUCUUGUUUUUUGAAGCCAGGCUUAAUCACCUGAAGACCCAGGACAUCUAUAGUUGUUUUUUUUUUUUUUCCUAACAAAAUUCUGUAUGCGGAAAAUAGGAAAAAUAAUACAAGAAAGACACAAGAAAUGGACAGUGCUACAUUUCUGAUUUUACAUCUUCAUGACAAUGAGUAAAGAUCUCUGAGUUUUGUCUUCGGAGCGGAGUAUGGAAUCUGUCCAUUGAGGAUUGCAGGUCGAGUGCAGGGGCUCAUGCCUGUAAUCCUAGCACUCUGGGCGGGGAGCCUCCAGCACUGAGGCUGGAGGAUUGCUUCAGCCCAGGAGUUUGAGACCAGCCUGGGCAACAUGGUGAGACCCCAUCUCCAUGAAAACUUAGACACUAAAUAAAACUCACUAUUUUCAUUCUUAUUAAUCUUAUUUAUUACUUGGAGAUAUCCUUAGAGGCUCUAGGUGUGUAAGUCUCCUUGUUCCUACCCUAAAUAGCUAUAGAAAUUGCUGUAUUUCUAAUACCUUUUUUUUUUUUUUUAAUGGGGUCUCACUGUGUCACCAAAGUGGUGGUGCAGUGGCAUAAUCAAAGCUCACUGCAGCUUCAAACUCCUGGGCUCAAGUGAUCUUCCUACCUAAGCCUCUCGAGUAGUUGGGAGUAGAGAUGUGCACCAUCAUGCCUAGCCAAGUUUUAAAUUUUUUUGUUUGUAGAGAUGGGGGUCUUGCUAUGUUGGCCAGGCUGGUCUUGAACUCCUGACCUCAGGCCCGCCUCGGCCUCCCAAAGUGCUGGGAUUAUAGGCGUGAGCCAUUGCACCCAGCCUCUUCUCAUUCUUAGGUCUGCCUUUUGUGGUUCUUCUGUCACUUUCUGUAACUGAUACUGUUAGCAGCUUAUGCUUUUGUUGCUUCUACUUGGCUUUGGGCUAAGGAUUGUAACUUCCAUCUGUGUCAAGUUGUGUGUGAAGGAGGCUGAGUUUGAAUUGUGUUUUAUGCUGGGUGCUGUGCUUGAGGCAGCUUGUUGCCUAAAAAGAAAAUGGUGGGCUUCACAGCACACACAGCUUUGGAUGCUCAAAGCCCAUUUGAGCUUCCAUUCACUUAUUUUCUUUCUUAUUGUAAAAACAAUACAUGUUUGUGCGGGCAUGGUGGCUCAUGCCUGUAAUCUCAGCAUUUUGGGAGGCCAAGGCGGGCGGAUCAUCUGAGGUCGGGAGUUGGAGACCAGCCUGGCUAACCUGGUGAAACCCUGUCUCUACUAAAAAUACAAAAUUUAGCUAGGCUUGGUGGCGCCUGCCUGUAAUCCCAGUUACUUGGGAGGCUGAGGCAGGAGAAUCGCCUGAACCUAGGAGGUAGAGUUUGCAGUGAGCCAGGAUUGCACCGUUGCACUCCAGCCUAGGCGACAGAAUGAGACCCUGUCUCAAAUUAAAAAAAAAAAAAAAAAAAAAAAAGGCAUGUUUGCAAUGAAAAUUGAAGCAUUACAAAAAUGUGUUAUUUAAAUGAAAGGUACCCUGUUUUAUCAUCUCUAGUCAUAACUACGCUUUAAGGAUUUGAUAAUUUUUUUUUAGAUUUUUCUGUAACUUUAUAUUUUUUACAGAGAUGGGGUUACUCUAUGUUAUUUUGGUACUGAUUUUUGUAUUUUUAAAAAUAUAUUUGUAUACUUUCUAUGGCUGUGUAUAUAAAUUUUUGUUGGUUGUUUUUAAUAGCUUCCUGGUGUUCCUUGGUAUAGAUAUAUCGUAAUUUAGCCAAUCUUCUAUUAAUGGAUAUUUGGACUAUUAUAAAUACCUCAUAUAUAAGUAUUUGUACUCUCUGAAGUGUUUGUAUAAUUCUUCUGUUCAGAGUUAAUUACUGGAAAUAGGGUUGGACGGUGUAUACAUUGAGCCAGUGCGCCCAGCUGCUUUUUUCUUUUUUAAAUGCAGAAUUUUAAGCCUCAACUCCAAACCGUCCGUCAGAAUUUCCAAGAAUGGGUCUCAGGGAUUUGAAUUUUUAAAAAGUUCCCAAGUGAUUCUGCUGGUGCCCGAGUUCUAGCAUGCCUAAGACAUUUCCUUACCAGCUCGAGUGUUUCAUAAAAUAUGUUCAAUUCAAAGGUGGAUGGUUGUGGAAAAUUAUUCAAAACAGCUUCAACCUGAUGAAGUGUUUAGUUGUCCUUGAAGAAUCAUUUCAUUUGAGCCUUCAUGCUUUAAUACCUAUCCUUUUUUCUACUACCAAUUCUUCUGAACUUAGUAGCACUCCAAAUUGGCUCAUUCUCAAAUUUCCUUAUGACGCAUUCUGUGGUAAAGACUGCUAAUUUUAUAUCCAGCAGUCUUUAUAUUCUCCUCUUCUUCAGUAACCAAAAACUUGAUUUUUUUGGAGGGUGUACAGUGUGCCAUGCCAAAAGACAGUAUUUCCCAGCCUCCCCUUCUCCUGUUGAUGGGCUAGUGAGUUAAGCUCUAGUAAGUGAAAUGUGAAGGCUUGUGGAAAGGUUCUAGGGACUGACUUCUAUGGACAAUGUACCCUUUUUCUUUUUCUCUGUCCUUCUACAUACUGCUUGGAACAUGGACACAAUGGCUGAAGUCCAGCAGCCAUCUUGGAUUGUGAGGUAACGAUGAAGAUGGAAGCCAUGUGAUAUGGCUUGGAUGUUUUGUCCCCUGUAAAUCUCAUGUUGAAUUGUAAUCCCCCAUGUUAGAGGUGGGGCCUGGUGGGAGGUGUUUGGGUCAUGGGAGUAGAUCCCUCAUGAAUGGCUUGGUGCUCUCCCCAUAGUGAGUGAGUGAGUUCUUGUUCUAUUUCAUGUGAGAGCUGGUUGCUUAAAAGGGUCUGGCACCUCUGUUGCUCCUGCUCUUGCCAUGUGGCAUGCCUACUCCAUCUUUACCUUCUGCCAUGAGUAAAAGCUUCCUGAGGCCUCACUAGAAGCUGAGCAGAUGCUGGUGCCAUGCUUGCACAGCCUGCAGAACCGUGAGCCAAGUAAACCUCUUUUCUUUAUAAAUUACACAGCCUCAGGUAUUCCUUUACACCAAUGCCAAAUGGACUAGCACACCAUGCUCUAAGUAGGGCAUAAAGAAAGGAGCCUGGAUCCCUAAUGACUGCAGAGCCAUGAUCCCAGCCCUGGACUGCUUGCCUCCACACUUCUGUCUUAUUGGUUAAGCCAAAAUUAUUUUGGGUUUUCCGUUACAUGCUGCAGAACCUAACCUAAUGAAUACCCCUGCUCUCUGUUGGUUUCACAGUGUGUCUCCAACACCAUCUUGAAGGUGCAGUGACUUGCAUAUAGUAGGUGCUUGAUAUUUACCAAGUACCCCCUGUGGGUCAGGCCCUACUCUCACCCUAAGGAUACAGCAGGAAGCAAAGCAGAGGUGGAGAAGAUCCCACUAAACACACAGGCCGCUUGGAAUGUUGGGCCAUCUGUCCUUUUGACAUGAAUUUUCCCUGUAAUGGGGGUAGAGCUGGUAACUGUUGGAUCAUCUGAUUAUUGGAGACAGAAGUCCUGUCACUUGCCCCUGCUGUUAGGAGCUGGAACAGUGAACCAUGGAGCUGUAUUUCGGUGAAUAUCAACAUGUGCAGCAGGAAUAUGGGGUCCAUCUGAGACUCGCAAGUGAUGAUACCCAAAAAUCAAGGAGUUCCCAGAACUCCAAGGCAGGCUCCUACGGUGUCAGUAUUCGGGUCCAGGGAAUUGAUGGUCACCCCUAUAUUGUCCUGAAUAACACAGAACGGUGCCUAGCAGGCACAUCGUUUUCUGAAAAUGGGCCACCCUUUCCACCUCCAGUGAUAAAUAACCUGCCUCUACAUUCCAGCAAUGGUUCUGUGCCAAAGGAGAACAGUGAAGAACUUCAGCUUCCAGAAAACCCAUACGCCCAGCCUAGCCCAAUAAGAAACCUGAAACAGCCCCUGCUCCAUGAGGGCAAGAAUGGAGUUCUAGAUCGCAAAGACGGGUCUGUGAAGCCAUCUCACCUGCUGAACUUUCAGAGGCAUCCAGAGCUUUUGCAACCCUAUGACCCUGAAAAGAAUGAGUUGAAUUUACAAAAUCACCAGCCUUCUGAGAGUAAUUGGCUAAAAACGUUGACAGAAGAAGGCAUCAACAAUAAGAAGCCUUGGACUUGCUUUCCCAAACCUAGCAAUUCCCAGCCUACCAGUCCCUCCUUGGAAGACCCGGCCAAAUCUGGUGUGACAGCUAUUCGUUUAUGCAGCUCCGUGGUCAUAGAGGACCCCAAAAAGCAGACCUCAGUGUGUGUAAACGUUCAGAGCUGCACCAAGGAGAGGGUGGGAGAGGAGGCCCUUUUCACUAGCGGGAGGCCCCUGACUGCCCACAGCCCACAUGCCCACCCUGAAACCAAGAAAACCAGGCCAGAUGUUCUUCCCUUCCGGCGACAGGAUUCAGCGGGACCCGUCCUGGAUGGAGCUCGGUCCCGGAGGUCCUCCUCGUCAUCCACAACUCCCACGUCAGCCAACUCUUUGUACAGGUUUUUACUGGAUGAUCAGGAAUGUGCCAUCCAUGCCGACAACGUCAAUCGUCAUGAAAACAGAAGGUAUAUUCCCUUCCUGCCAGGAACUGGACGGGAUAUUGAUACAGGAUCAAUUCCUGGUGUGGAUCAGUUAAUUGAAAAAUUUGAUCAAAAACCUGGGCUUCAGAGAAGAGGAAGGUCUGGGAAGCGAAACAGAAUUAAUACAGAUGACAGGAAAAGAUCCAGAAGCGUGGAUAGCGCCUUUCCUUUUGGCCUCCAAGGGAACUCGGAGUACCUGAUUGAAUUCAGUAGGAACUUGGGCAAGUCAAGCGAACACCUCCUCCGGCCUUCCCAGGUGUGCCCGCAGCGGCCACUGUCUCAGGAGCGCCGUGGGAAACAGAGCGUGGGCCGCACCUUUGCAAAGCUGCAGGGAGCAGCGCACGGGGCUUCAUGUGCCCACUCCAGGCCUCCCCAGCCGAACAUAGAUGGGAAAGUUCUGGAAACCGAAGGUAGUCAGGAAAGUACAGUGAUCCGUGCGCCCUCCCUUGGUGCACAGAGUAAAAAGGAGGAGGAGGUGAAAACAGCCACCGCUACGCUGAUGUUACAGAACCGGGCAACAGCAACUUCGCCUGAUUCUGGUGCCAAGAAAAUUUCCGUGAAGACAUUUCCUUCGGCCUCAAAUACUCAGGCCACACCGGAUCUCUUAAAGGGCCAGCAAGAGCUCACUCAGCAAACCAAUGAGGAGACAGCUAAGCAGAUUCUCUACAAUUACCUCAAAGAAGGAAGCACUGAUAAUGACGAUGCUACUAAAAGGAAAGUCAACUUGGUCUUUGAGAAAAUCCAGACCUUAAAGUCUCGAGCAGCUGGGAGCGCCCAAGGAAAUAACCAAGCUUGUAAUUCCACAUCUGAAGUCAAAGAUCUAUUGGAACAGAAAAGCAAGUUGACCAUAGAAGUGGCUGAACUUCAGAGACAGCUUCAACUGGAAGUCAAGAAUCAACAGAACAUUAAAGAAGAGAGAGAGAGGAUGAGAGCAAACCUAGAAGAGCUCCGAAGCCAACACAACGAAAAGGUGGAGGAGAACUCCACAUUGCAGCAACGACUGGAAGAAAGUGAAGGGGAGCUCCGGAAGAAUCUGGAGGAGCUAUUCCAGGUGAAGAUGGAACGGGAGCAGCAUCAGACUGAGAUCAGGGAUCUCCAGGACCAGCUCUCAGAAAUGCACGAUGAACUGGACAGUGCAAAGCGAUCGGAGGACAGGGAGAAGGGAGCUCUGAUUGAGGAGCUCUUACAGGCAAAACAGGAUCUUCAAGAUCUGCUGAUUGCCAAAGAGGAGCAAGAAGACCUCUUGAGAAAGCGAGAGCGUGAACUCACCGCCCUGAAGGGAGCCCUGAAAGAAGAGGUUUCCAGCCAUGAUCAGGAGAUGGACAAGCUGAAGGAGCAAUAUGAUGCUGAGUUGCAGGCCCUGAGGGAGAGUGUGGAAGAAGCAACCAAGAAUGUCGAGGUCUUGGCGAGCAGGAGCAACACUUCAGAGCAAGACCAGGCGGGGACUGAAAUGCGCGUGAAGCUUCUGCAGGAGGAGAAUGAGAAGCUGCAGGGAAGAAGCGAAGAGCUGGAGCGGAGAGUUGCUCAGCUUCAAAGGCAGAUCGAGGACCUGAAAGGCGAUGAAGCCAAGGCGAAGGAAACGCUGAAGAAGUACGAGGGAGAAAUACGACAGUUAGAGGAGGCCCUUGUGCACGCCAGAAAGGAAGAAAAAGAAGCUGUGUCAGCCAGAAGGGCCCUGGAGAAUGAACUGGAGGCUGCUCAGGGAAAUCUGAGUCAGACUACCCAGGAGCAGAAGCAGUUGUCUGAGAAGCUCAAAGAGGAGAGUGAGCAGAAGGAGCAGCUAAGAAGGUUGAAGAACGAGAUGGAGAAUGAGCGGUGGCACCUGGGCAAAACCAUUGAGAAACUGCAGAAGGAGAUGGCAGACAUUGUUGAGGCCUCCCGUACCUCAACCCUGGAGCUCCAGAACCAGCUGGAUGAGUAUAAGGAGAAAAACCGCAGGGAGCUCGCAGAAAUGCAAAGACAGUUGAAGGAGAAAACGCUGGAGGCAGAAAAGUCCCGACUGACAGCCAUGAAAAUGCAGGAUGAGAUGCGUCUGAUGGAGGAAGAGUUACGGGACUACCAGAGAGCUCAGGAUGAAGCACUCACAAAAAGGCAGCUUCUGGAGCAGACGCUGAAGGACCUGGAGUAUGAGCUGGAAGCCAAGAGUCACCUCAAAGAUGACCGCAGCAGGCUGGUCAAGCAGAUGGAGGACAAGGUGUCUCAACUGGAGAUGGAACUGGAAGAAGAGAGAAACAACUCAGAUUUGCUGUCUGAGAGGAUCAGUAGGAGCAGGGAACAGAUGGAGCAGUUGAGGAAUGAGCUACUUCAGGAGAGAGCUGCGAGACAAGACUUGGAGUGCGACAAGAUUUCCCUGGAGAGGCAGAACAAGGACUUAAAGAGCCGGAUUAUCCACCUGGAAGGUUCCUACAGGUCCAGCAAAGAGGGGCUGGUUGUGCAGAUGGAGGCCAGGAUCGCGGAGCUGGAGGACCGCCUGGAGAGUGAGGAGAGGGAUCGGGCCAAUCUUCAGCUCAGCAACCGGCGGCUGGAGCGGAAAGUGAAGGAGCUGGUGAUGCAGGUGGAUGAUGAGCACCUGUCAUUGACUGAUCAGAAGGACCAGCUGAGCUUGCGUUUGAAAGCCAUGAAGCGGCAGGUGGAGGAGGCUGAGGAGGAAAUCGACAGACUGGAAAGUUCUAAAAAGAAGCUGCAGAGGGAGCUGGAGGAGCAGAUGGACAUGAAUGAGCAUCUGCAGGGGCAGCUCAACUCCAUGAAGAAGGACUUAAGCAGACUGAAGAAGCUGCCGAGUAAAGUGCUGGAUGACAUGGAUGACGACGAUGACCUCAGCACGGAUGGGGGAAGCCUCUAUGAGGCGCCUGUGAGCUACACAUUCUCCAAGGACAGCACCGUCGCCAGCCAGAUCUGAGUGCUCUCCCGGGCUGUGGAAGUACCUGUCAUUCCUGCAGGAGCUGCAGCCACCCAAAGUGGGAGGCAGGGAGGGGAGCAUCUGUCUGCCACUGAGACCAAUCACAGCCUCUUUGCACAGCAUGCCAGCUCCUCAGUGUUACAUUCCUCGCCAGGGUCUCUCAGUGGGUCUUCGACAGAGAGCUUUUGCAGUUUAAAAUGUUGGGAUGCCUGAGGACCAGGAGCCACCACCCACUGGGGUGUUGUGAGAGAUACACUUUGGUAGGCUGAGGCCCCUGUUCCACAGCCACUAUUUGCAUUGCUGUCCCUGCCCCCUCAUCACUCCCCCUGCCAAGACAAAGGGUCCAGAAGGCUAGGACUUACUUAAUAGCACUGUGCAGGGAGGAAACCAUGUAUAGCUUGUACAUAUUUUAAACCAGACCUUCUCACGAACUGCUGCUGUUGGGUUUGGAAUGUGAUGGAGGCUUGGUAGGGUGGCUGGUUUGUAAAGUUCAUGCAUCUAUAUUGAGUAUUCUUUUUUUUUUUUUUUGAGAUGGAGUUUCAUUCUUGUUGCCGAGGCUGGAGUGCAAUGGCGCAACCUUGGCUCACUGCAACCUCUGCCUCCCUGGUUCAAGUGAUUCUCCUGCCUCAUCCUCCCAAGAAGCUGAGAUUACAGAUGACCACCACCACUCCUGGCUAAUUUUUUGUAUUUAGUAGAGACGGGGUUUCACCAUGUUGGUCAGGCUGGUCUUGAACUCCUGACCUCAGGUGAUCCACCUGCCUCAGCCUCCCAAAGUGCUGAGAUUACAGGCAUGAGCCACCACGCCCAGCCAUUGAGUAUUCUUUUUUAAAAUAUGAAGCUAUUAGAUUUUAAGUGUUGAGGAGCAGAGGUGAGAAGAGAGAGAGAGAGAGAAAGUCAAAUAAAGUCAAAGACCAGUUUGGAAACCAAAGUUGGAAAAGAAGAAUUGUAGUGGUCAUGGACAGCUAAGACUGAGCAUAGCAGUUCACAUGGUCUGGGUAAACAAGUCACUGGCACAGGGGAAAGCCAGAAGGUUGCUUGUGUCUGUGACUGCAGCUAUGGCCUUGUUUGCUUAGUUUAUCUGGAAUUCUGUUAUAAUUUCUGAACUGUUCUGAGACCUGUUCCCAGUCACUGAUUGCAAUUUCUUUUACACAGGUUGGGUAGGGAGAGUUGUAGGUAAGGCCUUAAACAAAUGAGGCCGUUUCUGGAAGGAUAGGGCUGUGUGGUCAUGUCCCACAGCAAGCUUUUGGGAUCGGGGGAAUAAGAGGGUAUGGGGGAAAGGUUCAUAGACUUAGGUGUGAGAAUGAGGUGGGAGGUGUCUGGUAAGGUCAUGGGGGAAGGGAGAUGAGAGAGGAGAUAGGCAGAUGUGGGUAUGGGGCCCAGUGUGAGAAGGAAGACAGAGAAGUUCUUGAAAGCUGGGGGAUGUGUGGGCAAGAGGUGGAUUGAGCAGGAUCUCAGGGUUAUGUCGAGGAAGGGAAGAAAGAAACAGAAGUCAGGCAGAGGCGUGUCUGUGCAAACUGGAGGACUCCUUCCAACUUCCUGGAACAAAGCGACAUCGCCAGCAGCAGGCUGGCAGGGAGUGGUUGAGGUCUGGGGGCCAGGCCACAUGGCUGGAGAGGAAUUUCAGGGAGCAUAGCAUCGGGAGGAUGCUACAUAUCCAGGGACUCCCUCCUGGCCUUCCUGUGUCACUUCACAAUGUGACAGUCCCCAGGCAUGCCCACAGGCCAGGCCCAGUCACAGCUGGGCUUCCACAGGUCAGAAUAUGGGACAGGACAUGGUCAGGGAGAGGACCCUGUGAGUUGGUGACAUAUAUGUGGCAGAGAUGGUAGUGUUCAGCUGCUUCAGCAGUGUCCCCAACCAUCCCAAUAGGGUGGGGGCCUGUGGGCCAGAGGACUCCAUGACAGUAGCCAUGGAGUCCCACCUGUGCCAGGUCAGAGCCCACCCGGCAGGUUUCAGAGUGGUCAGCCCAGUUUAAGGGUGGGAGUCUGGAGCCAGACAGCCAAGCCCCUUCCACAUCUACAGGGUCACUGUCAUCCUCACCACAGCCAGGGGUGAUUCUCACCUCUGCCUGCUUAUGUGGGGUGUGGCCGAUUCCUCCCUUUAGUCAUUCAUUCAUUUAGCACAUAUUUAUUGGGCAUCGGUGAUGUGUCAGGCACAGUCCUUGGCACACAGAAUACAGCAGUGAAUUAAACAGGCAAAAAUUCCUCCCCUCCUGGAGCUCAGUGUCAGGAAAGGGGGUGAUAAAUGACAAUCAAAUCGACAUGGAGGUUGAGCACCUCUGUACUCAGCCCUCUGUCUGUCCUUCUGAGGACGCAACAAGCCUGGUUCCCUAGAGCUCACUUUGACCCUCAAUAUGUUCAUAAUUUCCCUGCUGCUUCUCCCAUCGUUAGACAUCUGCCAGUAAGCCUGCUGAGAGAAGCCUCAGCCCACUCAUACCUAGAGACGCUGCUGGGGAAGGUCAGCACACCCAAGAACUUUGGGAGUGUGUGUCUGUUUUGGUUUGUGAGAAAGUAGCUGCCCCUCAUUCUGGCCAGUUCUUUCCAGUAGCCAUGGGGCUGGCUACAAGAAGCAAAACUGCCCAUGCAAAGAGAACACAGGUCACUUUUCAAAACACUUGCAUCAUUACCCUAAAAAUAGGCUGUUAUGCGUUUUGACAAUUGCGCUAUCCUACACUCUGAGGGAGUUGGCAACGCAUGCGGUAUAGUGGAGUGGGAAGAGUUGAGACUGAAAGUUAAGAGAAGGGUUUUCAAGUCCCGGCUCAUCUCACCCCAGUGACUUUGACAGUGUGCUCACUCUCAGAGCCAUGGAUUACCUGGAACAAAGUGCAGAUUAGUGCCCACGGUCCUUUCCAGGUAUAACAUGCUAUCGUUCUUUAAUUUUAUUAUAUAUACAUACUUUUCUUCUGUUUUUUGCUUUAAGAACUAACCCCGAUCAAGAGUAUUUUCUUUAGCUAGCUUAAAAAGAAAACAUAUAUUUUAUGUAAAAACACAUACAUGGCCAAAUGCAAUACUGAAGAGACAAUCAUCCUGUAUCUUUUAUGGUUUUUCCUGCUUCUGAGUGUCGUUCUACAAUGCCCGUUGACUUAUUCCAUUGCGUCUCUGCUUUAGGGUAUGGUUUGGUCGCUUUGGUUGUCAUGAGAAAGAGACAUUCUCCUUGCAGCUACCUCCAUGUGAGUGAAUUCCUGGAUAAAGCAAGAUUUCCUUUCAAUAAACGCUGUCACCCAAUGGGAA